GCCUUUCGCGCCCGCGUGCUCUAGUUGCCACAGCAACCAGCUCUUGGCCUACGCCCUGCUCCGUGAAUAAAAACUACGCAGCCAAGCACACUGAGUCCGGCCCUGCGUCAACAGCAAUCUGCUGGUGCUACUGUUCCUGCAAUGUUGAUAAAAGGAGGGCUGUGAUGCCAUGGAGACACUAUAUUCCCAGCCCUCCCUGGUGUCUGAAUCCCCUUCAGGGCCCUAUAUAUAGUUAAAUUACUCCAACUCCGCCUUUCCAAUCUGUAAGAGAAGGGGAGGAAGGGAACUGUUGCAAGCCUGUUGCUAUGGCCACGCAGCAGCAGACUGAGCUGUUUAUGUAGCUGGGAUCCUGCUGCAUCAGCUGCUGCACGAAUUUAAUUGAAUUUGAAGGAUGAAGUCCAACCUAAUGCAUUUGAUUCCCCCGGUGAGUAGGGACAGAAUAAUCUCCCGGUUUCCCAAGUGGUACACACCUGAGGCCUGUCUGCAGUUCAAAGAGCACUUCCAUGCACAGGUCAGGGCUGCUUGUCAGCAGAGCACUGCAACAGUUGGGCUGAAAAUAUCCAAAGUGGUUGUGGUAGGAGACCUGUAUGUUGGGAAAACCAGCCUUAUCAACAGAUUUUGUAAAGAUAAUUUUGACCGAGACUACAAGGCGACCAUUGGAGUGGAUUUUGAAAUUGAACGUUUUGAAAUAAUUGGAAUGCCAUAUAAUCUCCAGAUAUGGGACACAGCAGGUCAGGAAAAGUUCAAGUGCAUUACAUCUGCUUACUACCGAGGAGCAGAGGUUAUAAUAACAGUGUUUGAUCUGGCCGAUAUCCAGACUUUGGAUCACACCAAACAGUGGCUAGAAGAUGCAUUGAGGGAGAAUGAGCCAGAUUCCAGCUUCAUCUUUCUAGUUGGAACAAAAAAAGAUUUGGUGUCAGAUGCUGUGUGUGAAAGGACAGAGCUAGAUGCCAUCCGCUUUGCCAAUGAGAUGCAAGCAGAAUACUGGUCUGUUUCAGCUAAAACAGGGGAAAAUGUCAAAGAGUUCUUUUCCCGAGUUGCUGCCUUGGCCUUUGAACAGUCCAUGAUAAAGGAACUGGAGAAAACUGCUGGACACAUGGCCCAAAUUGGGGCAGGAAACCUCAUCAAAAUGGAAAAGAACAUGAUGGAAAUCCCAGAAGGCAAAACUCAAGUCAGCCUGGGUUGCUGCUAACUGUCAACAGUUUCUGCAAGCGCCAUGCUUCUCUGUAGUCCAACAUAGAGCACCUGCAACAAUAAAAGCUCUCAAACCAGAAAGUUUUAUUUUUGGAAAUGAGGGAGGAAAAAUUUAUCCAAACUUUCUUUUUGUGAGUUCCCUUGCUGCUGCAGGCUCACUUGUGCAGGAUGGUACAACUGUUAAAUAAACCUUUCUCUGUGUAGUGGAAACAUAACAUCCUUGCCUUAAUACAAGAAGGCAUUGCCAGUGCCAUGUGCUCACCUGUCUGCCAGAAACACUUGUAGUCAAAAGUUAUGUAACUUUCAUGUGUUGUUUUUUCAUCAUUCUCUAGAAGUCUUAGAUAGUGAAGUUGCGUUCUCAUAGGAGCAGAAAACAAAUGGCAGUUCAGAAUAAAAGGUGCUAUCCAUAUGUUUCUGCCUUUUAAGAUAAUGGUAUAAAAUAACUCUGACUUGCUUUUAUGGAUUCCAAAUAUAUUAAAACUGUUUCAAAAGAAAUCUUUUUACAUAACAGGUAUGGAAGUACACAAAUGCAGACUGCAUAGUUUCCACUGUGGUUUCCUCAUCCAGGAAAAAUCUGUAUUAUUUUUCAUUUUCCACUUGAGAACCAGAGCCCAGUAUUUAAGUAUUUCCAAGUCUAGGAGAAGUCCAGGUAGGAACUUUGUUGUUUUAUCCUAGCUGUCUAAUAUUUUUAAAAUCUUACCAGAUAAGAAUGCUAUUCUUUUCCACUCUCUUGAAUAAGAAAGAAUGGUCACAUAGGUGCAUGACAUGGAAUACAUGAAAUCUAAUUUUUCUGUCUUCCAAAGAGAAUCCUUCUCUGGAUUGAUCUUCAUGAAUAUUGUCUAUACUGCAGUUCUACUUUGUUGCUAAGAGUAAUUUUUUCAUUUUAUUCUAACUGCAUUUUUUUGUUUGUAGUAAUGUACCAUGAUUCUGGAACCACCUGCAGUCUCAGUCAUGAACUUGUUCAUCCCUGUCUGUGGUAGAAACUCUGAGGUGAUAAGGUUAGAUUCGAUACUGCUACUAAACUCUUAGUCACUCUAUCUGCUUUUACUGGAUAAGAUAAUUUGAUCACUAGAUGGUGGCAGCAAUUUGAUCCACUGCUUAAUAAAAGCAGUAAUGGCAAAGAAAUAAUUUUGCUAUUUUGUGAAAAGACUUGUGAGUGUGUGGGGGAUGCGAAAAGAUGGAGUUCUCCAAAGCAGACACAUGCUUGUUAAGCCCUAAGGUACUUGCCAUAUGAAGGUGUCAUUACUGAAUGCUUAUGGUAGAACCUGCUCUCUGGACAUGUUGCUGUGGCUUGGUGUGCUGGCUGGAUCAAAAAACCGUUGCCCCGGUUUUGCCUUUUCAAAUAUCUUUUGACAUAACCUUGUGCAAUUAGUUCUUUAGAAACUACAAUCAUUGUUUAAUGGGGAGAGAUUAGCUCUGGGUACCACUGAAUUUCAUCGAAGUAAAGCAGCUUUGCAAUGCUCUUCUGCUCUUUGGGCAACAAUGACUGAUGCCAAAAGAUAUUCCUGUUUUAAAAGUCAUUCCUGCUGACAAAUGACAUUGCCAGAAAUUUGAAUGACAAAUAAUGUUGCCAGAAAUUACUAUAGCAAAUAUUUGGUCAUUUUGUGAAAUUGUAUUAGUAUGAUUGAGUAUGAUAAUUAGGUUUAAACUGCGAAAGUACAAAAAAAUGAAAGGGAAAUACACUAAUUUUAUUUCCCUCUAAUUUUUCCAGUAUCUCACUGAAUUUUAAUAUUCAGUUCUGAGUAUCUAGUUAGUGAUAUUUCUCUGAAGAUAAAUGAGAUGCUGUAAAUCUUUUGCUUGCACUAAACCAUACAAAUUUAUGGUCCUUCAAAACUACUAUAAGCACUCAAAUGAAAGAAUUACCAAUGCAAUCAAAGUGGGACAACAGAAAGACUGCUUCUCUACAAAUCUAUCAGCAGCUUAUAACUCCAUACUUCUAAGAUUCAAGUCCAACAUUAUGUGCUAUGCUGGCAUAAAAAAAAAAAAAAAGAACAUCUUCUAUAAUGCUCUAAAUUUCAUACUGCAAUUAUUUUAAAUAGAGAGAAAGAAGAAAACCUAUGGGCAGUUACAAGUUACAUUUUCUUAAGAUACUCAUUCAGUCAUUACAGAAAAAACAGUAUCUGGAAAACUGAUUGUAACAGGAUCUUUCAGAUUUGAGCUGCUGAGAAAAAAAAAACCAUUUCUUAAUAAAUCUAUGUAUCAAACUGCAAAUAUUCUAGAUUCUCUGCCAUUCCCCCUGCCCCAAACUGUUUGAUAAGAAAUAGGAAAAAGUAGAGAAAAGAUGACUAAAACACCCUUUUUAUUACUUUUAUUUUCUUAUGAUAUAAGUUAGAGCAGCUUCAUAGAAUAUGAUGAAUAGAGAUCUAGGAACUCUGUGUCUUUUUUUAUCGGACAAUCUUCACUUUGGCAAUUGUACUGAUUCUGUUGGCAAAGAUGCAAAUGUAGCAUUUGGUGGAGAAAAUGAAUAUGUGUGGGUAGGUAGGGAGUUAUUUAUCCAAAUGUGUAAUAUUUUGACCUUAUGAUGUUCUAUGUAUUUGUUCAUCUCAAAUCUGUUUCACAAGGAUGACGAAUAUACACUCCACUUGUACCAUGUGCUGCACUGAGUGGGCAGCAUAGCCAUGGUCUUCAUGUUUACUGAGUUUGAAUGAGAGUAGAAAAGAUGGUUCACUCUACUGCAGCAAAUCAUGUUGUCUAGGCUAGGUGCUAGGUUUCUCUGCAGACAUAUUGGUGUUAGCAGCUGCAAAAUGACUCAUAACAAAUCUACGAAAAGAUUCCACUCCCAUCCCGUCCUGUCCCCCCUCAAAUAUAUAUCUCGUAAGUGUUUAUUUCAUUGCUGAGCUCAAUUGUACAAAAUCACAGAGAUGCAAUCUCUUCAACAAUGCAAUCAUGUUCCUUGGAAAAUCAACUGGGACAGUUUUUUCUAGUGAUUCAGUACAUUGCUUGAUGUCAUUACUGGUUUGUAUCUUCUGGAGCUCCAAAAACUUCACAUACAAAUGCAGUACUCAGUCAUUAACUAUCACUUGACAAUGGUCUGACUCCAUCUAUUCUAUGGUGGAUGCUUUGAGACUGGGUUUUUUUUUGGUUGGUGGGGGUAUUUUUUGCUUUUUUUUUCUUUGGUUUGUUGGUUUUGGGGAGUGUUUUUUAGCCCCACUGAGACUUCCCCUGCAAAGAACUUAGGAUUCAUAAUUGAUCAUCUAAAAUUAAUCUUGGAUCAUGUUGCAAAUGAUGAAUUGCUUAGGAAAGAACAAAGGAAACUAACUUUGGUGGGAAAAUAAAUGUAAAUUUGCAAGUUCUUAAA
Messenger RNA from Harpia harpyja (harpy eagle), 4492 nucleotides. It is a transcript of the gene RAB36, whose product is annotated as RAB36, member RAS oncogene family. The record is from RefSeq and is a predicted model, not a curated record. Bases 392 to 1192 code for a protein of 266 amino acids. Gene Ontology annotation, molecular function: GTP binding; GTPase activity. Lineage: Eukaryota; Metazoa; Chordata; Aves; Accipitriformes; Accipitridae. The transcript has 13 exons.